AAAUAAAAUAAAGAAGGUAUAUUUUUCUGUUUAAAGAGCACAGAUCCCUUCAAGAAACUCCUCUGACGUUUCUCAACCCAAAUCUCAAGCUCCUUUUUUUUCUUCCUUCUGCAAGAACUGUUACAAAUCUCUCUAUCUCUCCCAAAGUUUUUUUUUUUUUUGGUCGGAGAUCGAAGGCAAGGAGACAUGGCUCCUGCCAUGAAGAUCGUGUUCGGUCUGUUGACAUUUGUCACUGUCGGAAUGAUCAUAGGUGCCUUGUUACAAUUGGCCUUUAUAAAUAGAUUGGAAGAUUCGUACGGAACUGGAUUUCCAUCCCUAAGAGGGCUUCGGGGCCAGCAUGCCCGUUAUCUUCGAGAUGUUUCUCGGUGGGCAAAUGACAAAGAAGCAGAAAUUUUACGGCUUGGUUAUGUCAAGCCUGAAGUGGUCAGUUGGUCCCCUCGUAUUAUUGUGCUUCAUAACUUCCUAAGCUCGGAGGAAUGUGAAUACCUAAAAGCAAUCGCCCGGCCUCGCCUUCAGAUUUCCACUGUUGUUGAUAUAAAAACCGGAAAGGGCGUGAAAAGUGAUGUGAGGACAAGCUCUGGAAUGUUUCUAACUCACGUAGAAAGAAGUUAUCCAAUAAUACAGGCAAUUGAAAAGCGAAUUGCAGUCUUUUCUCAAGUACCAGCGGAAAAUGGGGAACUCAUUCAAGUUCUAAGAUACGAGCCGAAACAGUUUUACAGACCGCAUCACGAUUACUUUGCUGACACUUUCAAUUUGAAGCGGGGUGGUCAGCGCGUAGCAACUAUGCUAAUGUAUUUAACAGAUGACGUCGAAGGAGGAGAAACUUAUUUCCCUUUGGCUGGUGAUGGUGAAUGCACUUGUGGUGGCAAAAUCAUGAAAGGCAUCUCUGUCAAACCCACCAAAGGAGACGCAGUUCUCUUCUGGAGCAUGGGACUCGAUGGACAGUCAGAUCCGAGGAGCAUACAUGGGGGAUGUGAAGUUCUGUCUGGAGAGAAAUGGUCGGCCACUAAAUGGAUGAGGCAAAAAGCUACUUCUUGAAUCUUGAGGGACUUAACUUAUAAAAGCCAAAGGAACCACAGGGACUUAUAUUGAAAAUGUUAUAGAAUCUCAGAAUUUUGACUUUUUUCUCUUUCUGACCCUUCAACUUUAGUAUCUAUCAUUUACAUACAUAAUUGAGGUGUUUUCACUU
Molecule: messenger RNA, 1189 nt
Organism: Eutrema salsugineum
Lineage: Eukaryota; Viridiplantae; Streptophyta; Magnoliopsida; Brassicales; Brassicaceae
Product: prolyl 4-hydroxylase 1
Exons: 12
Coding region: 187-1038 (283 amino acids)
Biological process (GO): peptidyl-proline hydroxylation to 4-hydroxy-L-proline
Cellular component (GO): endoplasmic reticulum
Molecular function (GO): iron ion binding; procollagen-proline 4-dioxygenase activity; L-ascorbic acid binding
Source: RefSeq, a predicted model, not a curated record